Messenger RNA from Colletotrichum godetiae, 988 nucleotides. Its product is annotated as RmlC-like cupin domain-containing protein. Bases 81 to 683 code for a protein of 200 amino acids. Lineage: Eukaryota; Fungi; Ascomycota; Sordariomycetes; Glomerellales; Glomerellaceae. The transcript is spliced from 2 exons. The record is from RefSeq and is a predicted model, not a curated record.
CGUGAAGCAUUUCAAUCCAGGGGUUUUUAUUGGAAAAUAGGACUUCCUGUCUCUCAGCGUGCCAGAUACAUGUAUCAGACAUGUUUUCUUCCAAACUCUUCUGCAUCGUACGGCCUCUCUGCAGCAGUUCACCAAUCCGACCUUUGACAUCAAGAAAAUCUCAGGUGAAGAACGCCUUCUCGACAACCAAAAUGGCUGAUUUCCCCACCCCAUCGAGCGAUCCUCCCAAGAAGGAAAUGCAGUAUUUCCCCGACAUGACCACGGCCUUGCCAUCCGCCUCUGGCGAAUUCCGUCGCGUCCUCUGGACGGGUCUAUACUCCCAGCUGGUUCUCAUGACUGUUCCUGUCGGCGGCGACAUUGGUGAAGAGGUUCACACCGUGGAUCAAAUCCUUACCUUUACGUCUGGCAAGGGCCUUGCGCAGGUUGCCGGAAAGGAGCAAGAAGUCAAGGCUGGCGAUAUGGUAAUUGUUCCAGCAGGAACUAAGCACCAGUUUUUGAACAAGGGACCGACACCGUUGAUUCUGUACACCGUUUACUCACCAGCUGAGCACAAGCCAACAACGGUUCACAAGACCAAGGAACAGGGCAAUAAGGAGGAAGAAGAUGGCAUCGAUGUAGCUCCAGAAUGGAGUCGACGUAGCAAGGAGCAGAAUGAGAAGGAGGGUUGGGUUAAGGGAGAGUAGAUUGUUGGUAGACACAAUUUCGAGAUGGAGUGAAUGGUAUGAGCGAUCCAAUUUUUCACAGCAAUGUCCCACAGUCAUGAGAGUCUUAUGUCUUUCAGGUCUUGUGCUUGAGACUUGAGAUGAUGGCUGCUAAGCGUGGUGGCAAUGAGUUCAGUCAUCAUGAGCCUUCAACAACUACACGUCCAACGGCAUUUGGAAAUGUUCCCCUACGAUUCAGACAUGUAUUGAAAGUUGCCCUUUACAUCUGCCUGCAUGAUGGAGGGUCGAUAUCCAACUGCAUUCAGCUCAUCUGCUGAAGCUCACCG